Aspergillus wentii DTO 134E9 is the source of this 1128-nucleotide messenger RNA. Its product is annotated as UDP-glucuronic acid decarboxylase family protein. Gene Ontology annotation, molecular function: NAD+ binding; UDP-glucuronate decarboxylase activity. The record is from RefSeq and is a predicted model, not a curated record. The transcript is spliced from 3 exons. Gene Ontology annotation, biological process: D-xylose metabolic process. Bases 104 to 1057 code for a protein of 317 amino acids. NCBI's taxonomy places the organism in Eukaryota, Fungi, Ascomycota, Eurotiomycetes, Eurotiales, Aspergillaceae. Gene Ontology annotation, cellular component: cytoplasm.
AUCUGUCUUGCCCAGCGGUUAUAUUUUCCUCGUUGCCAUGUUCUAUCGCACAUAUAAAACACUACACUACUGAUUCGGGCCGAUCGGCUAUUAUAUCAACAAUAUGGAUACACAGACAAUACUGGUUACAGGGGCUGCUGGGUUCCUUGGAUCCAACCUGAUUGAUUUUCUCCUCGACAAAGGCUACCGAGUCAUCGGCGCAGACACAUUCCAAACAGGCUCUCCAAAGAACUUGCAACAUCUCGAAAAUCAUCCCAGAUUUACACUAAUCAACCACAAUGUCCAAGCCCCCUUCGACAACCUCGACCAAAUCGACCAAAUCUACAACCUCGCCUGUCCUGCCAGCCCGAUCCAAUACCAAAAAGACCCCCUCUCCACCCUAAAAACCUGCUUCCUCGGCGCCGAGAACGUCCUCAACCUCGCCAAAUCGCGCAACAUUCGCCUCCUCCACACAUCCACCUCAGAAGUCUACGGCGACCCCCUUGUCCACCCACAACCAGAAACCUACUGGGGGAAUGUAAACCCGUUCGGUCCGCGCUCCUGCUACGACGAAGGCAAACGCGCCGCCGAAGCACUCUGCUAUGCCUAUCGACAACAAUACCAGACUGAUAUCCGGAUCGCGCGGAUAUUCAAUGCGUAUGGCCCGCGAUUGCGGGCGGAUGAUGGACGGGUGAUAUCGAGUUUUAUUGCGUGUGCGCUGCGUGGGGAUGAUAUUCAGAUUACAGGGGAUGGGACGGCGACAAGGUCGUUUCAGUACGUGACUGACUGUGUACGGGGGCUGUAUACGCUUAUGAAUAGUGAGUAUGCGGAGCCGGUGAAUAUCGGGAAUGAUGCGGAGAUUAGCAUGCAGGAGUUGGCGGAGAGGACGGCGGAGAUGGUGGCCAAGGUGUCGGGGAGGAAGAAGGUGGGGGUUGUAUAUCGACCGGUGCCGGUGGAUGAUGUCAAAGUCCGCAGGCCGGAUAUCACAUUGGCGAGGGAGAAGCUGGGAUGGGAGCCGGUGGUUCUGUUGGAAGAUGGAUUGAAGGAGUCAAUUGAGUGGUAUAUGGAGAACUCAUAGACUUGACAUAUUGAUUUACGAUGUUUCAUAGCUGUAUACUAUUAAUCCAGAAAGCGAUUUGCUCCACGCCG